AUGGAGGACGAAAUUAAGAUUAGGGUGUAUCGCUUCGUCGCGUAUUCGGGGGUGUUUUUCUCCCUGGUGGCUGUCAUGUCCAUCUUCGCCACCUUACCCAUGGUGUACGAAUACGUGCACCAGGUGAAGCGUGACAUCAACUUCGCCGUCAACGACUGCAAGACGACGGCAAAGGACAUCUGGAGCGACGUGAACACCCUUGGAGAGAUGCCGCACAACCGCACGGCACGCCAGUCCUACAACCAAGGGCCCAGCGGAGGCGGCGGCGGUGGCAGCAGCUACAGCGGCCCGUCGGCAGCCGUGUCUGGAGGAGCCGCUCAAUCUUCUGGAGGACCCGCCGGUCAACCCGGACAGCCCGGAAACCCCGGACAGGAUGGACAGCCUGGUGGACCCGGACAGCCUGGAGCUUCUCAGGACUCUGGACCUGGCGCGCCCGGACCGGCCGGACCUCCCGGACCUGCUGGACCACCCGGACAAGACGGACAGAGCUCGCAGGGAGGACAAGGAGCCCCUGGACCGGCUGGACCCCCCGGUAUCUGCCCCAAAUACUGCGCUAUCGACGGCGGCAUCUUCUUCGAGGACGGCACCCGGCGUCGC
Molecule: messenger RNA, 597 nt
Organism: Mesorhabditis spiculigera
Lineage: Eukaryota; Metazoa; Nematoda; Chromadorea; Rhabditida; Rhabditidae
Source: the annotation of a GenBank genome assembly